UAUUCGGAUAGAAAGCUAAUUUCCUUCCCCUAAGAGUUCUAAGCGUCUCUCUGAGCUCGUACGAUCGUGUCUGCUCCGUUCUUUUCAUAACUUACAUUUCAAUUUUUCUACCCUACUACUCGUUUUUCCACUCCUGGCUUUUAAAACAGUCCCGAAUUCUCACCACAUGCACUUUGAACAGGGCCCAAGCGCGUUGUACAAAUACGUAUCUGUGAUCUGAAUGAGGGCUUGCCUCGUCCCAAGACUCAAACAAAGAAACUCGGGCUUGGAAGGAUGUUGACCCAUUUCUGACCUUCUCUCUGGGUUUCUUUAUAUCUCCGUUGUUUAGGGAAUCAAUCACUAAAUGGCUGGACAGAAGCUGACUUCAAACCUAAUGCUCGGUGCCUUCAUCUUGUACCUUGUUCCAUUUGUGUGCCUAGCGGUUCACCAUCCGGUCAUUUUCGUUCCUGGAGAUGGUGGUAGCCAAAUUGAGGCCCGAUUAAACAAGACGUCCUCCCCACAUUACAUGUGUGCCAAAAAGAGCGAUUGGUUUGACUUGUGGUUGAAUAUCGAGUUGAUGAUGCCUUCUGCUAUCAGCUGUUGGGCCGAUAAUAUGCGUCUAAUGUACGAUAAAGAGACUCACACCUCCCAUAGCCCGCCCGGAGUCGAAACUCGGGUUGUCGGAUGGGGCAAUGUGUCGAGUGUGGAGUACAUUGACCCUUCGCAAAAUGGGUAUUCCGUGUAUUUCCACAAAAUUGCCGAUCGACUUCGAAAAUUGGGUUACAAGAGCGACAAAAAUUUGUACGGAGCUCCGUACGACUUCCGAAAAGCACCUAAUGAGCUCGCAGAUUUCUUCACCAAUAUGAAGACUCUAGUUGAGAAGGCCUAUGGAGAAAAUGAUAACACGCCUGUUAUUCUGAUAUGCCACAGCAUGGGUGCCCCAAAUAUGCUCUACUUUCUGAAUCGUCAGAAACAAGCCUGGAAGGACAAGUACAUACGAGCCAUGGUCACAUUGGCCGGAGUUUGGGCCGGAACCGUACGAGCCAUGAAAGUGUUUGCCGUGGGUGACAACUUGGGAGCUUGGUUGAUCAGCACGGAUAGUAUCAAAAUUGAGGAGCGGUCUAAUCCCAGUUUGGCGUUCCUGAUGCCAAGUGAAAAACUCUGGAGUGAGGAUGAGAUCUUGGUGGAAUCUGAUAACGUGAAUUUCACGGUCAAGAACAUUUCGGAAUUUUUCAAUGGUUACGCCUAUCCUGACAUGAGCUUUAUGCGAGAGGACACCAAAGAUUUAGUUAAGGACCUGAAAGCUCCUGGGGUUGAAGUAUAUUGUCUCCAUGGUGCUUCUGUCCCCACUACAGAGAGAAUGGUUUACCGUUCGUUCCCCGCUUCCGGCCCAAAUCUAAUCUAUGGCGAUGGUGAUGGCACUGUGAAUAUGCGCAGUCUGGUUGCUUGCAAUAAAUGGUCCCAAGAACAAAGACAACCGGUUCAUCACUUGGUCCUUCCUCACAUAGAUCACCUGGCCAUUCUCACAGAUUCCCAUGCCACCGAAGCCAUUAAGAAGGUCAUUAUUUCGAUAACGGGCGAGCGAGAGACCUCCGAGGUUCUGGAAGAUGUCCAGAAUGAAGAGGAGUCUGCUCGCCGACCUUUCAUCCCUUAUCCGGGAUUGAUGCCCCGCAUUGAUAUUGUCUGAAGAGUCAGCCGCACUUUACCCUUUGCAUUCAGUAUAAGUUAUAAGACAGCUUCAAAUCCACGCUUGAUGCAUUUUGGCUGUGACCGAAUGUAUUCACGAGAACGAUGAAAUACAUUUCAUAAAGUGAAAAUAUCA
Molecule: messenger RNA, 1801 nt
Organism: Tigriopus californicus
Lineage: Eukaryota; Metazoa; Arthropoda; Copepoda; Harpacticoida; Harpacticidae
Product: phospholipase A2 group XV-like
Exons: 5
Coding region: 344-1666 (440 amino acids)
Biological process (GO): lipid metabolic process
Source: RefSeq, a predicted model, not a curated record